GCUUCAUUUCACAUGCCACAGGCAGCAACACAACGACGAGACUAUAGCACAGUAGCACUGCCAUUCGAGAGAGAGGCAGAGCUUGCUCUUCCUCCUUUCUUGGAAUAAAGUGGGUGGCAACGGCGGGCUCUUCCAUGCACAAGACGGAGGUUCCCUCUCCGGUGGCCGGAAGCGGCGGCGGCGGUGGAAAGGAUGGGGCGGCGACCAAGCUGCAGAAGGUGUACCGGAGCUACCGGACACGGCGCAAACUCGCCGACACCGCCGUCGUCGUCGAGGAGCUCUGGUGGCAAGCGCUGGACUACGCGCGGCUCAGCUACGUCAACGUCUCCUUCUUCCACGACCCAAAGCCGGAGACCGCCGCCGCCCGCUGGAACCGUGUCAGCCUCAUUGCUUCCAAGGUGGGUCAGGGUUUAUCCAGAGACGACAAGGCUCUGAAGCUGGCAUUCCAGCACUGGAUUGAGGCUAUUGACCCACGGCAUAGAUAUGGCCACAAUCUGCAUCACUACUAUGAUAUCUGGUGUCAAAGCCAGGCCGGCCAGCCUUUCUUCUACUGGCUAGACAUUGGGGAGGGAAAAGAUGUUGACCUCCCUGAAUGUCCAAGAGCUCGGCUGAAGAAGCAAUGCAUAAAAUAUCUUGGUCCGCAAGAGCGUGAGCAAUAUGAGUACAUCAUUACAGAAGGAAAGAUUAUCCAUAAGUACUCUGAAGAACCACUUGAUACAGAACAAGGGUCAACAUGGAUUUUUGUUAUGAGCACAACGAAGAGACUUUAUGCUGGCAAGAAAGAGAAAGGUGUGUUCCAGCACUCAAGCUUUUUAGCAGGAGGCGCUACCGUAGCUGCUGGAAGGUUUACAGCACAAAAUGGAGUUAUCAAGUCCAUCUGGGCCUAUAGUGGUCACUACAAACCAAGUGCAGAGAAUCUGAACAACUUCAUGAGCUUCCUAGAGGAGAACGGAGUUUAUCUCAACAACGUGGUGCGCCCAUCCGCCGAUGAUGCUUGGUACGAAGAACCUGUACUGCCUAACAACAUUGAUCAGAGCCCUACUGCUGCUACCAUUCAAUCCAAUCCUCCACAACUGAUUGUCCCACAAAGCAUGAUAUCAAGAAACAAGGCAUCCGGAUCACAUUCAGAAACUGAAGAUGAAGAAGGAGAUGAUGCUCCUUCAGAGCAGCGAAAGCCAACCUACCAAAGAACCUUAUCAGGCGGCCUGCAAAGCCCCAGAGCCGCCGGCGUGCCGAGGGAAGAGAUUCUUGAGAGGGUGAAGUCCAAGGGAGGAUCAAGAUCCUACCAACUUGGCCACAAGCUGUCCAUGAAAUGGAGCACUGGUGCUGGUCCAAGGAUUGGGUGUGUGAAGGACUACCCAAUGCAGCUCAGAAUGCAAGCACUGCAGAUGGUGAACUUCUCACCGAUGCUCCAGUCAGUCUCGUCCACUGCAACCAACUUACCAGCGAAGUUAGAGCAGGCAAUGAGUAUCUAACCAGCGUGCACAGGCAGCAAGAUACACUCACAGUUAAGAUAUAGUAGUUCUGCAGCAUACUAUACAUUGUAUGUAAUGCAAAGUUCAGUCAGAGUGGAACUUGGUUCGUGUUUACUGCUUUUCCAAUGUUAUGUUAUGUGGAUCCAUUUAUGCUCGAAUGAUUUGAUGAGCUAGUUAACUAUGUAAGUUUCAGCAGCACGGAUUUGUGCUUAAUAACUUUUUGCUUGUGUUUCUGUGUGCUGACUGACACUGUUGCAGAAACAGUUUCAA
Oryza brachyantha (malo sina) is the source of this 1745-nucleotide messenger RNA. RefSeq names its product IQ domain-containing protein IQM3-like. The record is from RefSeq and is a predicted model, not a curated record. Lineage: Eukaryota; Viridiplantae; Streptophyta; Magnoliopsida; Poales; Poaceae. Gene Ontology annotation, molecular function: protein binding. Bases 135 to 1475 code for a protein of 446 amino acids. The transcript has 9 exons.